Molecule: messenger RNA, 2506 nt
Organism: Drosophila serrata
Lineage: Eukaryota; Metazoa; Arthropoda; Insecta; Diptera; Drosophilidae
Gene: tgo
Product: Aryl hydrocarbon receptor nuclear translocator homolog tgo
Biological process (GO): regulation of DNA-templated transcription
Cellular component (GO): cytoplasm; nucleus; transcription regulator complex
Molecular function (GO): DNA-binding transcription factor activity; protein dimerization activity
Source: RefSeq, a predicted model, not a curated record
UAAACAGAUUUUACAACAAAAAAAAGUGGAAGAAAAAGUAGUGAUUUUAUGGUAAAACGCUAAACAACGCGCAUAAAAAUACCUGAUACGGAGCUUGGGUGUGCUAAAAGCCCACGCACUCGAACCAAUUAGCACAGGCGACCCAAAUUACGACGAACCCGCUUUGCUCGAUUGCUAAUUACGCAUUCCGAGCAUGGACGAGGCCAACAUACAGGACAAGGAGCGGUUCGCCAGCCGCGAGAACCACUGCGAGAUCGAGCGGCGGCGGCGCAACAAGAUGACGGCCUACAUUACGGAACUGUCGGACAUGGUUCCCACCUGCAGUGCCCUGGCCAGGAAACCGGAUAAGCUUACCAUUCUGCGCAUGGCGGUGGCGCACAUGAAGGCCCUACGUGGCACUGGAAACACUAGCAGCGAUGGCACUUACAAGCCCUCGUUCCUCACCGACCAGGAGCUGAAGCAUCUCAUUUUGGAGGCGGCCGAUGGAUUCCUCUUUGUGGUCUCUUGCGACUCGGGACGAGUGAUCUAUGUUUCCGAUUCGGUAACCCCGGUUUUGAACUACACGCAGAGCGAUUGGUAUGGCACUAGCCUUUACGAGCACAUUCAUCCUGACGAUCGUGAGAAGAUCCGGGAGCAGCUGUCCACACAGGAGUCGCAGAAUGCCGGACGUAUUCUGGACCUGAAGUCCGGCACCGUGAAGAAGGAAGGUCAUCAGUCUAGCAUGCGACUGAGCAUGGGCGCCAGGCGUGGAUUUAUCUGCCGGAUGCGCGUGGGCAAUGUUAACUCGGAGUCCAUGGUUUCCGGACACCUGAACCGCCUCAAGCAGCGCAAUUCCCUGGGACCGUCACGCGAUGGCACCAACUAUGCCGUGGUGCACUGCACGGGAUAUAUCAAGAACUGGCCGCCAACGGAUAUGUUCCCCAACAUGCACAUGGAGCGCGAUGUGGAUGAUAUGACCUCGCACUGCUGCUUGGUGGCCAUCGGUCGUCUGCAGGUCACCUCGACGGCUGCAAACGAUAUGAGCGGGUCGAACAACCAGAGCGAGUUCAUCACGCGCCACGCCAUGGAUGGCAAGUUCACUUUCGUGGACCAGCGGGUGCUCAACAUCCUGGGUUAUACGCCCACCGAGCUGCUCGGAAAGAUUUGCUAUGAUUUCUUCCAUCCGGAGGACCAGAGCCACAUGAAGGAGAGCUUCGACCAGGUGCUCAAGCAGAAAGGUCAGAUGUUUUCGCUCCUAUACAGAGCCCGGGCCAAGAACUCGGAGUACGUGUGGCUGCGCACGCAGGCCUAUGCCUUCCUCAACCCCUAUACCGACGAGGUGGAGUAUAUAGUGUGUACCAACAGCUCCGGAAAGACCAUGCACGGUGCUCCAUUAGAUGCGGCAGCAGCUGCUCAUACACCCGAACAGGUGCAGCAACAACAGCAGCAGCAGGAGCAGCAUGUCUACGUGCAGGCUGCUCCUGGAGUGGACUAUGCACGCCGUGAACUGACGCCAGUGGGCAGUGCCACCAACGACGGCAUGUACCAAACGCACAUGCUCGCCAUGCAGGCCCCGACACCACAACAGCAACAACAGCAGCGACCAGGAUCGGCCCAGACCACGCCGGUGGGCUAUAGCUACGAUACUACGCAUUCGCCGUAUAGUGCAGGCGGCGGAGGACCUUCGCCUUUGGCCAAGAUUCCAAAGUCUGGCACCUCACCCACGCCAGUGGCGCCUAACUCCUGGGCAGCGCUUCGUCCCCAGCAGCAGCAACAGCAGCAGCAGCCCGUGACCGAGGGCUAUCAGUAUCAGCAGACAAGUCCGGCCAGGUCGCCGAGUGGCCCAACCUACACACAGCUGAGUGCAGGAAACGGAAACCGUCAGCAACCACAGCCGGGAGCAUAUCAGGCGGCUCCACCGCCACCGCCGCCCAAUGCGCCGGGCAUGUGGGAUUGGCAGCAGGCCGGCGGCCAUCCGCAUCCACAUCCGCCGCACCCAACGGCACAACAUCCCCAUCAUCCGCAUGGCCAUCCCGGCGGACCGGCCGGGGCAGGAGGGCAGCCGCAGGGCCAGGAGUUCUCCGAUAUGCUACAGAUGCUUGAUCACAGUGCGCCGACCACGUUUGAGGACCUGAACAUUAACAUGUUUAGCACGCCGUUUGAGUAAUAUUCCAUUCUCUUCCCCCAAUUCCCACUCCAUCCCUUUGUGUCUCUCUUUUAACCUCUUCUCAAGUGCAAUCCAUCUUAACAUUGUUGAAAUAUUUCAGCCCGAGCAUCAGCAUGCAAAUUGUAAUCUCAUAAAUAGCCUUUUAAGUACAUAACCGGCAGUCACGUACGUGAACACACGACUAUGAUAUCUUUAUUUUUGUGUGUUCUACGUCUUCGCCACACCGUCACCUCCCAUUUCCCGAAGAACCCGCGCUUAGCCCGCUCCCGUUGGCCUGGCAAAGUAUUUACAAUUAAAGUUUUACGAUUGGUCGCCGCUAAGGGGAUAUGUAUAUCCACACAGCGCUAUAUGGCCUUUGAA